Molecule: messenger RNA, 1008 nt
Organism: Nerophis lumbriciformis (worm pipefish)
Lineage: Eukaryota; Metazoa; Chordata; Actinopteri; Syngnathiformes; Syngnathidae
Source: RefSeq, a predicted model, not a curated record
AUGGGGGACUCGAUGUGGAGUUAUUAUUUUGGAGUUCUCUUUCUUGUCUUCAAAGUGGACAUGUGUCGGGCGCUCAUUUUGGAGUCAAUCUAUUGGAACACGACAAAUACCAAAUUCGUGCCAGGACAAGGUGUGGUACUCUACCCUCAGAUUGGCGAUAAACUGGACAUUGUAUGCCCCCGAGUGGAUGGUGGGGUGGGCGAGGGAGUGGAGUAUUACAAGGUGUACAUGGUGCCCAGGGAGCAGUUGGAGAGCUGCACCAUUACCAAAGCGGACACACCGCUCCUCAACUGUGUCAAGCCUGAUCAGGACGUAAAGUUCACCCUCAAGUUUCAGGAGUUUAGUCCCAACCUAUGGGGCUUGGAGUUCACCAGGGGAUAUGAUUAUUACAUCAUCUCUACUUCAAAUGGCACGAUGGAGGGCAUUGACAACCAGGAGGGGGGCGUAUGUAAGACCAAGUCCAUGAAGAUGAUCAUGAAAGUGGGACAAAAUCCCGCUGACCCUAUUUCAUCCAAAGACAACCCUACCAGGGUUCCCUACUAUCCUAAGCACCCAGACAGUAAGGACAACCACAAAACUAAUGAAGUGCUAGAGAAGCCAGGUGCAGCAUCAAGGGAAAGCGAUGCAAACAACACAGGCGGGAAGUCGUCCAACAUCAUAGGUUCUGGGGUGGCCAUCUUUGUCAGUAUUGCCUCAGGCAGUGUCAUUUUUAUCAUCAUCAUCAUCAUGCUGGUGCUGCUACUGCUUAAGUACCGGCGGCGUCACCGCAAGCACUCGCCACAACACGCAGCUACCUUGUCUCUUAGCACCCUGGCCACGCCUAAGCGAAGCGGCAGCGGUGGGAACAAUAAUGGCUCUGAGCCCAGCGACAUCAUCAUCCCUCUCAGAACUGCUGACAGUGUCUUUUGCCCGCACUACGAGAAGGUCAGCGGUGAUUACGGCCAUCCGGUCUACAUCGUCCAAGAGAUGCCACCGCAGAGCCCUGCCAACAUAUAUUACAAGGUCUGA